Molecule: messenger RNA, 2178 nt
Organism: Ziziphus jujuba (common jujube)
Lineage: Eukaryota; Viridiplantae; Streptophyta; Magnoliopsida; Rosales; Rhamnaceae
Product: protein neprosin
Exons: 7
Coding region: 518-1786 (422 amino acids)
Source: RefSeq, a predicted model, not a curated record
AGUAAAAAAAGUAGUAAGGCAGGUGGGCGUUGUCAACAGAAGAAAAGCACAGGGAAAAAUGACAAAAUGGAGAGAAAGUUGAGAGAGAAACUAGACCAGAAGGUUUUAAUGCCAAGCUGAGAGAGAGAGAGAGAGAGAGAGAGAGAGAGAGAAAGUGAUUCCACUGGUUUUUAGUGAGAGAAAGUGGACGUGGGGUAUUUUACAGGGCGAGAGAAGAUUGUAAAAGCGAGGUGGUACUGCUGGGAGAGUUCUGUCCUCAAAACCAGAACUUGUCCCACUUCAAAGUUUGGAUCUUUUUUUUUUGGGCUUUCAGGGGGGGAAGUGACUGAUUGAGAGGCACAGGAAAGGGAAGGGAAGGGAGGAGAGAGAGAGAGAGGGAUGUUUUUGUUAACUAUGGAGAAUGCGGUUGAGCUGCUUAUGUAGUUGUGUGCUUGUCCCCAGUGUAGGGAGCUUUCAGUGCUAGCUCAGCAUCUUUUUGCUUGGAAGGUGUUUGUUUGUUAUUGUGGGUUUUCACAAGAUGGGUGGUGAAGCGUAUGUUAGCAGAGCCAGGUGGACAUGGAAAGCUUUAAUACUGGCUUUGUGUUUAUGGGGUUUCAACUCGGUGUCUUCUGCGGCUAGGUUGAGUGCUUCAAGGCAGAAGCUUGAGGUUCAGAAGCAUCUCAACCGCUUGAACAAGCCCGCCGUGAAAAGCAUUAAGAGCCCAGAUGGGGACGUAAUAGACUGUAUUCAUAUCUCUCAUCAGCCAGCUUUUGAUCACCCCUAUCUCAAAGACCACAAGAUUCAGAUGAGGCCUACCUACCAUCCGGAAGGGCUGUUUGAUGAGAACAAGGUGUCUGAAAAACCCAAAGAAAGGUCAAAUCCAAUAACUCAGCUUUGGCACGUGAAUGGAAAAUGCCCUGAAGAUACUAUACCCGUGAGAAGAACAAAGGAAGAUGAUGUUCUGAGAGCAAGCUCAGUGAAAAGGUAUGGGAGGAAGAAGCACAGAACCAUCCCCAAACCCAGGUCUGCAGAUCCUGAUCUCGUUAAUGAGAGUGGUCAUCAGCAUGCUAUAGCUUAUGUGGAAGGAGACAAGUACUAUGGCGCAAGAGCAACCAUUAAUGUUUGGGAACCCAAAAUACAACAGCCUAAUGAGUUCAGCUUGUCUCAGCUGUGGAUACUGGGAGGGUCAUUUGGUGAAGAUCUAAACAGCAUUGAAGCUGGCUGGCAGGUCAGCCCUGAUUUAUAUGGUGAUAACAACACAAGAUUGUUUACUUACUGGACCAGUGAUGCAUAUCAAGCUACAGGUUGCUACAACCUACUGUGCUCGGGCUUUAUUCAAAUCAACAGUGAGAUAGCAAUGGGCGCAAGCAUCUCUCCUGUAUCUGCCUUUCGAAGUUCCCAAUAUGAUAUUAGUAUCCUUGUCUGGAAGGAUCCCAAAGAAGGGCAUUGGUGGAUGCAAUUUGGCAAUGACUAUGUAUUGGGUUAUUGGCCUUCAUUUCUAUUCUCAUACUUGGCUGAAAGUGCAUCCAUGAUUGAGUGGGGAGGCGAGGUAGUGAAUUCAGAGCCUGAUAGUCAGCACACUUCAACUCAAAUGGGAAGUGGUCGUUUUCCGGAGGAAGGGUUUGGCAAAGCAAGUUAUUUCAGGAAUAUUCAAGUUGUUGAUGACUCCAAUAAUCUUAAAGCCCCUAAGGGAAUUGGUACCUUCACUGAGCAAUCCAACUGCUAUGAUGUUCAAACUGGCAGUAAUGGGGACUGGGGCCAUUACUUUUACUUUGGAGGCCCUGGUAGAAAUCCAAAUUGUCCAUGAAGUAAAAUAGGAAACCCUUUUUACCUUCUGCCCUGCUUCAUUUUCCCUAUGUAUCAUUCAAAUCUAGGGUAAUGUCCUCCUGUAUACCUUUUUUUUUUUAUUUCCUCUUUAAUUUUAAUCUUUAGGUUGUGACUAGAAACAUGUGACAUCUGUGUAGUGGGAAGUUUUGACUAAGGGUUUUUUUUUUUUUUUUUUUUUUUUUUUUUUUUUUUUUAUAACUAAAAGAUUCUCUCCAUGUAAGUGGGUGGGAGGUCUAGGGAGAGAUGGCCAGGUUUCUCAAAAGUCUGCAGAAACAGGCCUUUCUAUGAAAAGAAAAACACUCUGUAUUCUAUUUGUUUGUUUUACUCCUCCCUCGGAGUGGCUUUGUUAAUGAAUUGAGUUUUUAUGGGUCA